This is a messenger RNA of Cydia amplana, 876 nucleotides long. Its product is annotated as homeobox protein aristaless-like 4. The transcript is spliced from 5 exons. Gene Ontology annotation, biological process: regulation of transcription by RNA polymerase II. Gene Ontology annotation, molecular function: DNA-binding transcription factor activity, RNA polymerase II-specific; RNA polymerase II cis-regulatory region sequence-specific DNA binding. NCBI's taxonomy places the organism in Eukaryota, Metazoa, Arthropoda, Insecta, Lepidoptera, Tortricidae. The record is from RefSeq and is a predicted model, not a curated record. Bases 1 to 876 code for a protein of 291 amino acids. Gene Ontology annotation, cellular component: nucleus.
AUGACAUGUCGGACGCCACGGUACGGGCCCGGCUCGGUCCAGCCAGACACCCCACGUCAGGAUGGGGCAAAGUUGUAUGAGUACAAACCAGCGCAGAACUACACAAACUCCAACAUUACCUACCCGGAUAGCAGCCACAACCUGUUCCAAAUGAUCAAGUGCCACGAGGACAGCUUACUGCGCUUGCAUCACUUGACAGCAGCCGGCCGCCACAACACCUACGAGCAGAACUACCAAAACGAGCUCCCCUGGUACUCUAAACAGCAGUACAUAAAGCCGGCCGAAUACCUGGCUUACGAGGACACGCUUCGUAAAAAGUUCGACGAGAAAGAGAAGGAAGACGAGAAAGAUAAGUUUGAGAGAAAGAAACCGAGGAGGAACAGAACCACGUUUUCGAGUCAGCAGCUUGCGGCGCUUGAGAAGGUAUUCGAAAAGACACAUUAUCCCGACGCGUUCGUGAGAGAAGACUUGGCAGCGAGGGUCAAUCUUACAGAAGCCAGGGUUCAGGUAUGGUUCCAAAAUCGUCGCGCCAAAUUCCGCCGAAACGAGCGCUCAGCGCUCUCCGGCCGCACCCUGGUGUCCUCAUCCGAGCCCGUCCCCGUCCCCAUCGGCCAGCCCGACCGACCCGAGCUCAGAAACAAAGACUGGCUACACUUCCAACCCACCUUCAACGUGCCAAUCGUCAACCCCGUGUACCAAAACGAGUACCUAAUGAUGCAGAAUAAUAGACAGUACGUGCAGAACUCGCAGCUCAUGGGGUACAACGAGGGAUACUCGUGCGGGCUGAUGGGGUACACCGCGCCGCUGCAGUCGCACGCGCCGUACAACCUGAACCUGAGGCACCGCGAUUUUUCUAUUAAUAAUAUUACUUUAUAA